Molecule: messenger RNA, 1624 nt
Organism: Malaya genurostris
Lineage: Eukaryota; Metazoa; Arthropoda; Insecta; Diptera; Culicidae
Product: zinc finger protein 239-like
Exons: 3
Coding region: 86-1456 (456 amino acids)
Cellular component (GO): nucleus
Molecular function (GO): zinc ion binding
Source: RefSeq, a predicted model, not a curated record
UAAAGCAGUACAAAGCAGUACAAGAUGUCCGCUUCAAUUUGAAAUAUUUUGCCAUAGCGUCAUUACAAAGUGUUUGGUAACUAAUAUGAGCAUCCGAAUCGAUAUCAACGUUUGCCGGGUGUGCUGCAAACCGAAAGCGGUCAAUUCGAUUUUACAGCAUGCCGAAAAGUUCGUCUACUGCACUGCUCUGGAGAUUGCCGAAAAUGAUGGUCUUCCGGAUAAAAUAUGCGAUAGCUGCUUGGAACGCAUGAAACUCGCCGUGGAAUUUAAGAAGAAGAGCGAAUAUUCCGAUCGACAACUUCGGAAAUUUAUUGCCAAUGUGAACAGUCAGUUCCACAUGGCACUGGUGAUCGCCGAUGAUGAUGAAGAUGAUAAUGUUGUCGAAGAGGUGCCUGCGUCCGAGGAAAUGUGUAAAAACAGUCCCGAACAGCCACCAGCGGAAGAUUCCGAACCCCUUACCAUGACCGUUCCGACAAACAGUGCACUUGGAACUAAGCAACUGCCGGAAGAUUCUGAUGCUGAAAUAUGUCUCGAUUUUGAACCGGAACCCGACCCGCCACCCGUGUCAAAUUUUGAGCUAGAGGCAGACCAAGAACCGGAAAAGUUCCGAGCGGUCGCAGUUAUUCAGGAAAAAGCCACGGCCAUUCAGAAAAACGAAAUUUUCGAAGUGUUGGAAGUGGAUUACGGUGAUAAUUCCGAAGAGCAUCCGAAUGACGAUAUGGAAACGGAACAACAAAAUUCCAUUUCGGAUGGAUUGGAAGAAACGGACGGGACGCAAUGUAAUGUGAUCUAUAUCAGUAUUCCGAAGCUGUACCAGAACCAACAGGAUCAUGCACAAAUCAAGGACGAAGCCAAUUUGGAAGAUGAUGUCGACUCAAUUGCCAGCCGUCAGGAGCAAACUGAAGAGUGCAAAUAUCAGACGAAAAAAGAAACAAACAAGACUACCGGUUCCGAUGGAAAAACGCUUGGUGGUCAAUUUGAGUGUUCGCAAUGUGCGAAAUUUUUCUCAACGAGAACCAAUCUCAAUCGGCAUUUGCAGGCUCACAAUGGCCGUAAACCGUACGUUUGUGAACUUUGCCAGAAGGGCUUCACGCAGAACGGUUCUCUAAAGCAGCACAUGCUGAUCCAUCAGAACAUCCGACCGUACGUCUGUACGAUAUGUGAUCAAGGUUUCAGUCAGCAGAAGACGCUCACGUUCCACAUGCGACGCCACACGAACGAGAAACCGUUCGUCUGUCCGCACUGUUCGUUUGCCUUCCGCCAGAAGGAUGGCCUUAAGCGGCACCUGCUCGUAAAACACACUGAACGGAACGGCAAAAGUUUCGUCUGUGACCAGUGCGCCAAAUCGUUCAGCACCCGGUACGGGCUGGCGGUGCAUAAGAAACGACAUGAGAAACGGCACGAACCUUUGCGGACCGCAGAAAUCGUUGAGGCCAUCGAACAUGAAAUUGAAUAGGUUAUUGUAAGAAUUAGGACGAUAAUAAACUUCUAGUAUUUUGUGUAACAAGUUCCCCCAGACUUCCCUUUCGAUGGGAACAAUUUCUUCGUACUGCUCGAAAUAUUUUCUCGAACGAAAUGAUCACUGACCUGCGGGGGAAGGUCAUCUACACGCUCUUCUAUGGCA